AUGACCCUCUACAACUAUUUAGUCGGCGCGUCCAUCGCUGCUGUUGCACGCGCCGCACAGCCGGGUGCUGUUGCGCCUGUCAAGGCUCCGAUGCGGAACUUGACUUGGGGCCAGCUCAACUUCAUCCACACGACGGAUACCCACGGAUGGCUUGGGGGUCACUUUCAGGAAAUCGCCAGACCUCAGUACUCCGGCGACUGGGGAGACUUCAUCUCCUUCUCUCACCACAUGAGUGCGAAGGCCGACGAGAGGGGUGCCGACCUCCUCUUCGUCGACACUGGCGAUCGCAUCGAGGGCAACGGACUCUACGACGCUUCCAGUCCCAAAGGCCUUUACCAAUACGACAUCUAUGCCGAGCACGAUGUCGACAUCAUGUCCACAGGCAACCACGAGCUAUACCAGGUCUACUCGGCCGACUUAGAACACAACACAACCACCCGCAACUACCCCAACAAUUACAUUGCUUCCAACCUCGAUUACAUUGACUUAAGCACUGGCGAUCAAACACCCAUGGCCCCGCGCUAUCGAAAGUUCACCACCAAGAAUCAAAAGAUCGAGGUCCUUGCAAUGGGCUUCAUCUUCGAUUUCACCGGGAACAACAAGAACACCGCUAUACAACCCGUUAGGCAGACUAUCAAAGAGGAAUGGUUCCAAAAGGCUAUCAGGGAGAGGCCAGAUAUCUUUGUGAUUGCCGGACACGUCGGCUUACGCAUGGAGGAAUUUGGAAUCAUCUUCACAGAGCUUCGCAAGGCAGACUGGGAUACACCUGUUGUGUUCUUCGGUGGCCACGCCCAUGUUCGUGAUGCCCGAAAGUACGACUCUCUUUCAAUCGGAAUGGCCAGUGGGCGGUACAUGGAAACGAUUGGUUGGAUGUCGGUCGAUGGGCUGAACAAGAAAAACAAGGGCGAGGUUUCAACACAGAAGUCCGUCUCUUUCCACCGCAAAUAUAUCGACAACAAUUUAUACGGCAUGUACCACCAUACAGGUCUAAAUGAAUCAACAUUCCCCACAGCCCACGGCCAGAACGUCAGCAGCAUGAUUGAUAGUGCCCGCCAAGCAUUGAAGCUCGAUCAUAAGUACGGCUGUGCCCCAAAGAAUUACUGGAUGAGUCGUGCGAAGCACGGGUCAGAGGAUAACCUCUAUACUUUCAUCGAAAACGAGGUGUUUCCUGGGGUUGUUGUCAAUGAAGAGCGGAAGGAUAAACCUCGACUGACCAUCAUGAACACUGGAGGUGUCCGCUUUGACAUCUUCAAGGGCCCCUUUACCCGAGACACUACCUACAUCGUAAGCCCUUUUGUCAGCGGCUUCAGAUAUGUCCCGGAUGUGCCAUAUAAAAUCGCGAGCAAUGUGAUCAAGCUCUUGAACUCGGGAGGUCGGAUUCUUGACAUGGUCCCUGAAAAUAGGUUCAUGGCCAUCCCUGAGCAGAUGUUCCUCUCGCCCCUUGUCUCCUUUACCGAAGACGUCCAGGAUGUCAAUCUUGAAUUACGAGGCGAACAGAAAUCCCUCAACAGGCUGGAUGAUGAGACACCUCUUAUUGGUGGUCUCACUACCAGUGAUGACAUUGGUGAUGACGGAGAUGAUACUAUCCAUGAGAAGCUCCCCUUCCAUCCCCAACCAAAUGCCUUCCAAGCAAAGAUUGCCUUCCCUCCAGACAACAAAGACCCCGAGACAGUCGAUCUUGUUUUCAUUGAUUUUGUUCAGCCCUGGAUCAUCCCCGCGCUAAAGCUUAGUGGUGGCGACUAUGAUGAUAAGGAUGUUGAGAUCUACAUGGAGGGAACAUUCACCUCCAAACUGUCACAGUGGAUUUCCGAGAACUGGAAGGGAGAAUGCUAA
Molecule: messenger RNA, 1833 nt
Organism: Clonostachys rhizophaga
Lineage: Eukaryota; Fungi; Ascomycota; Sordariomycetes; Hypocreales; Bionectriaceae
Source: the annotation of a GenBank genome assembly